AUGAUUGAUAAUCCAGAAACAAACGUGAACGUGCCGGAUAAAGCGGCGAGCACGGUACUUAAGCAAGAUCCGGACAGUUGUGUAUAUGUGGGCAUUGACAGCGAUGAACAGAUGAACAGUGAGCCAGCUCCUGUUAACACAGUCCCUGACGGUCCCUUCCAAAGAUCCCCUCAGAGCCUGAAGAACGAUACGGGUUGCGUGGACAGAGUACGGAAGGUAACCUAUUCUGAUUCAUUAUCAGCAAAACUUCCUGCUAGUUCCUUGGAGUGA
Messenger RNA from Gongylonema pulchrum, 270 nucleotides. The record is from the annotation of a GenBank genome assembly. NCBI's taxonomy places the organism in Eukaryota, Metazoa, Nematoda, Chromadorea, Rhabditida, Gongylonematidae.